AUGUCUGGUACUACUGUUCACGUUUCGGGCAUCGCCCCUACCACCACUGAGAAGGACGUUCGUGACUUCUUCAGCUUCUGUGGCAAGAUCACUUCUCUUUCCAUCACCCCCACCAGCUCUGAGGCCGGUUCUUCCCAAUCCGCCAGCGUCACCUUCGAGAAGGAUGCCGCCGCGAAGACUGCUCUCCUCCUCGACCAGACCCAAUUAGGCUCCUCCUCAGUGCACGUGGAAGCCGCCCAGAACAUCGACGACCUCGCUGGCGCCCAAUCCACCGCCUCCGCUGAGAAGGCAGAUGAGCACGAUAUCGCUCAGGAAGACAAGCCCCGCUCCCGCAUCAUCGCCGAGUACCUUGCCCAUGGCUACGUGGUCGGUGAUGGCGCUAUUCAAAAGGCCAUCGAUCUGGACCAGAAGCACGGAUUCUCCGCCAAGUUCACCUCCGCUCUGACCAACUUCGACAAGAAGUUCAAUGCCACUGAGCGCGCUAAGGACCUGGAUGAGAACUACCAGAUCUCCAACAAGGCUGCUAGUGGCUGGUCCUCCCUGAACCACUACUUCGAAAAGGCCCUCGAGCACCCUCACGGUCAGAAGCUGCGUAGUUUCUACAUGGAGACCGAUAAGCAGGUGCGCGAUAUCCACAAUGAGGCUCGCCGCCUGGCCGAUCUGAAGCUGGGUCGCAGCUCUGAGGGCGAGAGUGCUACUACCGCCCCUGCUGAUGCGUCCUCCGAGGCUGCUGCGCCCCAGGCUGAGCCUAAGGCGUAA
Molecule: messenger RNA, 759 nt
Organism: Penicillium odoratum
Lineage: Eukaryota; Fungi; Ascomycota; Eurotiomycetes; Eurotiales; Aspergillaceae
Gene: vip1
Product: putative actin cytoskeleton protein (VIP1)
Exons: 3
Coding region: 1-759 (252 amino acids)
Molecular function (GO): RNA binding
Source: RefSeq, a predicted model, not a curated record